Molecule: messenger RNA, 1353 nt
Organism: Blastocystis hominis
Lineage: Eukaryota; Bigyra; Opalinata; Blastocystidae
Exons: 6
Coding region: 1-1353 (450 amino acids)
Biological process (GO): phospholipid translocation
Cellular component (GO): plasma membrane
Molecular function (GO): ATPase-coupled intramembrane lipid carrier activity
Source: RefSeq, a predicted model, not a curated record
AUGAGUCACUCUUCGGCCAAUUCUUCCUCACCGCCUAUUGAAAUCCAAGAAGCGUUGGAGAAACCUCUGCAGAUCCAGGGAGCUUUGGCCAUUCGUGAUAAUCUCGUUCCUAAUGUUUAUCUGUCAAUUCGACGUCUUCAAGCAGCUGGAAUCCGAUUUUGGAUUUUGACAGGAGACAAAGCGAGCACUGCUGAGUCGAUUGCUGUUUCUGCAGGAGUGAUCGACAUAAACAAAGAGUUGGUACACUUAAGCAUCGAUACUAGAAAUGAGCUGCCUUUUCAAGAGCGAAUUGUUCCAAAACUCGAAGAGCUUCAAUCUCGUUCUGAAAGUCCCUCACUUUUAAUAGAUGGAAAUCUCAUUGAUGAAGUGUUUCAGCAAGACAACGAAUCGAUCACUUCCUUGUUUUUGAAGUGUCUUUGCGACGCUCCUUCCGUGAUCAUUGCUCGAAUGCGGAAAGACCAGAAGCAGCUGAUUUCGCAGUCUCUGAAAGAAUAUGGUAGAAAGAAAGGCAAGCAAAUUGUGCACGUUUUGUGUGUUGGAGAUGGUGCGAAUGACAUGGGAAUGAUUCGAGAGAGCGACGGAAAGGAAGGUCUUCAAGCCUUUAACAAUGCAGAUGUGAGCAUUCCAUCCUUUCAAGCUAUGACGAAACUCUUGUUUGUUCAUGGGAAAUCAAACGAAAACCGACUUCAAGUACUGGUGUUAUACUUUCUAUACAAAAACACGCUACUUUCUAUUUUAACGCUAAUUUUGUCGUAUCUAUCAAUGUUCUCUGGAAUCAAGCUAAUGCCAUCUUGGGGCGUCGAUUUCUUCAACACAUAUUUUACAUCUGUACCGAUCCUAACGAUCGCAGCGAUUGAUUUUUUUUCGGACAAGGAAUUACUGGCACGAAUCCCUCAGCUUUACCAGCCAUCAUGGUUUGAACCACCCCUCAACACAAAGAAUUUCAUUAUCAACAUUAUUGUUUCCAUAGGGGAAGGAUUCGUGAUUAUUGGAUUCCUCUUGUUGUUUUCGGGUCUUAACGGAAUGGGCGAUGUGAGUAAAAAUAUGAGUAUCAGCUCUUCAUACUUGGGUGUAUUAGCGUUUACGAUUCUCGUUCUCGUGACAAACAUUGAGAUCUUCUUCAUUUCUUCGGCUUACUCUAUAUUGCUGAUCAUCUUUGAUGUUGUCAGCGUCUUGCUGUGGUUCCUUACCCUGGCAGUUACCUCAGGAAUCGCUUUCUUCCCAGCGGAGAGUGAAGAUCUUUACGGAUCUUUUCUAGUUAUCGUUGUUGAUCAUUCUGUUUAUCAUAUCACUCUUUUCGAUCGUCCGUUGCAUGAAGAUCGCGCUUCAGAAAGUGUGGUCUCCAUCACCUAG